Molecule: messenger RNA, 1074 nt
Organism: Neltuma alba
Lineage: Eukaryota; Viridiplantae; Streptophyta; Magnoliopsida; Fabales; Fabaceae
Product: putative pectate lyase 17
Exons: 4
Coding region: 1-1074 (357 amino acids)
Molecular function (GO): pectate lyase activity
Source: RefSeq, a predicted model, not a curated record
AUGACUGGUUUGAGCAUGAACGUGAUUGAUAAAUGUUGGAGAACGAACUCCCAGUGGCGCAGACAUCGCCCACAACUUGCAACUUGUUCUGUGGGGUACGCAGGGAAGAUGACAAACAACAUUGGGAAAGACCUCAUCCACUACAAAGUCACCGAUCCCAGUGACGACCCAAUAAACCCCAAACCUGGCACGUUGAGAUAUGGAGCUUCCAUGAUCCAACGCAAAGUGUGGAUCACAUUCCAAAGGGACAUGCAUAUUAAGCUUCUCAGGCCCCUUCUCAUCAGCAGCUUCACCACCAUUGAUGGCCGAGGCGUCAGCGUUCACAUUGCUCGUAAUGCAUGCUUGAUGAUCUUCAAGGCGACCAACAUAAUAAUACAUGGCAUUCGGAUCCAUCACUGUAAGCCUCAAGCUGCGGGGAUGGUGGUGGGUCCAGAAGGGAAGGUGAUUCAAGUAGGUCAGGUGGAUGGGGAUGCGAUCAGACUGGUGACAGCCUCCAACGUAUGGAUUGACCAUAAUACGCUGUAUGAUUGUCAAGACGGCCUUCUUGAUGUUACGAGGGGUUCCACCAACGUGACCGUCUCUAACAAUUGGUUUAGAGACCAAGACAAGGUUAUGCUUCUCGGACACGACGAUGGUUACGUCAGGGACAAGAACAUGAAGGUCACCGUGGUGUACAACCAUUUUGGACCUAACUGCAACCAGCGCAUGCCUAGAAUUCGCCAUGGAUAUGCACAUGUAGCCAACAAUCUAUACCAAGGAUGGGUGCAAUACGCCAUUGGUGGAAGCAUGGGACCCAGCCUCAAAAGUGAAGCCAACCUGUUCAUAGCACCACAAUCUGGGAGCAAAGAGGUGACAUGGAGAAAAGAGAGCAAUGGGAAUAUGGGAGAGUGGGAAUUUCAUUCGGUGAGGGAUGUGUUUGAAAAUGGAGCUUGCUUCACAGAAACAAAAGGAGGGCGUGUACCAAAACCUUAUUAUAACAGGGAACAGAUUUUUGAAGUUGCAGAUGCCAAAUAUGUGAGGGCAUUGACAAGAUCAUCAGGCGCCUUACGCUGCUCCAAAACCUCCAGAUGUUGA